This is a messenger RNA of Lactuca sativa (garden lettuce), 826 nucleotides long. RefSeq names its product guanosine deaminase. Gene Ontology annotation, molecular function: guanosine deaminase activity; zinc ion binding. The record is from RefSeq and is a predicted model, not a curated record. Gene Ontology annotation, biological process: purine nucleoside catabolic process. Lineage: Eukaryota; Viridiplantae; Streptophyta; Magnoliopsida; Asterales; Asteraceae.
UUGAGAGUAGAUGCACAAGUGGACCGACUUCGACCUUUUCUCCACGUAUCUCUUUCUCUCUCGUUAUCUUUACAAAUCACAAUUCAUCAUUUCUCUGCGUUCUUUUGAAUCAAACCCAUUGACGCCAACUCACCUUUCCUGAAACCCCACAUGGAGGAUGCUAACGUUGUUGAAACUAAAGAUGGAACCAUCGCUGUUGCUUCUGCUUUUGCUGGACACCAGGAAGCUGUGAAGGAUAGAGAUCACAAAUUCUUGACAAGAGCUGUUGAAGAAGCUUACAAAGGAGUCGAUUGUGGAGAUGGAGGUCCUUUUGGAGCAGUUGUUGUUCGAAAUGAUGAAGUUGUUGUGAGUUGCCAUAACAUGGUUCUAAAACACACUGAUCCAACUGCACAUGCUGAAGUUACAGCAAUAAGAGAGGCAUGUAAAAAGCUGAACCAAAUUGAGCUCUCAGACUGUGAGAUAUAUGCCUCGUGUGAGCCUUGCCCAAUGUGCUUUGGUGCCAUUCAUCUUUCAAGAAUUAAGAGGUUGGUUUAUGGAGCUAAAGCUGAAGCAGCAAUUGCAAUUGGAUUUGAUGAUUUUAUUGCAGAUGCAUUGAGAGGUACUGGAUUCUAUCAGAAGGCUAAUCUGGAGAUUAAAAAGGCAGAUGGGAAUGGAGCAAUGAUUGCUGAACAAGUGUUUGAGAAAACCAAAGCCAAAUUUGCCAUGUAUUAAUUCAUCUCAAUUUGCAUAUUUCUAACUUUGUAAUUGUUCAACAAUUUGUUGCUGUUUACUACUGAUGAUUAAAAAUGGUAUAAAUUCUGAUGUUAUAAAUGAUCAAUUCGUCAUA